This is a messenger RNA of Cimex lectularius (bed bug), 1962 nucleotides long. Its product is annotated as disrupted in renal carcinoma protein 2 homolog. Gene Ontology annotation, molecular function: transmembrane transporter activity. The transcript is spliced from 10 exons. The coding region runs from base 494 to 1924 and encodes 476 amino acids. The record is from RefSeq and is a predicted model, not a curated record. Gene Ontology annotation, biological process: transmembrane transport. Lineage: Eukaryota; Metazoa; Arthropoda; Insecta; Hemiptera; Cimicidae. Gene Ontology annotation, cellular component: membrane; intracellular membrane-bounded organelle.
AUCAAAUCAUGGUUAGGCGAAAAGGGAUAACACGAUAUAAUUUUCGAUAAUAUGAAAGAAAAAUAGUACUAGAGACUAUCGUUAUCCGCGGGGGGUACGUAUGGAGGAACACAGCGGAUAACGAGAAACGCGGGUAGUAGGUAACAUCUUGAAUUUCAGGCUUCGAAACCUGCAUACCAAUCAGACACUUUCUGUAUCGUAUAAGUCUAUGGUCAAUGUCAUGAAUGUAAAGUACACAUAUUUCAGGGUUUUUUUUCCAAUAAGAAAAAUACAAUGUACGAACAUACAUAAAGUUUAUUCCAUGCCGGAUUCCCACUCUCCUAUAGAACUUAACUGGGGGGUGGAGGCAACCGCGGAUGAGUGAAAACGGAUGAUAAUGAACAUCUACAGUAAUGGUUUUUGAUAACCUCUUCCAAAAAGUCGGGCAAAACAUAUGAUUUAUUUACAUUUACUCAUUUUAGUGAGUUUACGUUAGGUCAUAGUUUGGGCGGAUAUGACUGAUUUCUCAUCGAUAUGCGUUAGUUUGAAGUUAUUUUUUAGCGAUUCGGACUGUGAGAGCGAGGAAAACAUUCUGCUCGAUUAUGUAGACGAAAAGAAGAACAAUUUGGACUUCAUAAGCAAAGCAACGUCGAAGAAGUGGUACGUUUUGGCCUUGUACAGCAUGACUUCAUUUUGCCAGGUGAUUGUAUGGAAUACGUGGAGUCCUAUAGCUAAAUCUGCGCUUUAUGCCUUUCCGACCUGGCGAGAAAGCACAAUCGCAUUACUUAAUAACUGGGGAAGUAUAACUUUCCUGUUCUUCAUAGCACCUUGUUGUUGGCUAUUAAAAGAAAAAGGGCUGAGAACAUCGUUUGUACUCUCCUCAUUCCUGUGCAUGUCGGGAUCGGGAAUCCGUCUUUUGACGACAAAAGAGGAGCUUUUUACACUUUUUGCGCAUUUCGGCGCGAUACUCAACUCCAUCGGAGGUGUCAUCCUUUCUCCUGCCAUCGUCCAGCUCUCUUCGACUUGGUUCCAACCAAACCAAAGAACGUCCGCGACAGGCAUCGGCACGUCCCUGUCACUUUUAGGAAUUGCAGGCAGUUACUUAAUUGGCCCGUUCGUCGUGAAUGAGCCUUCCGCAUUUGAAGAUAAACUGCAGCUUUCGUCCGGACGAACUUUAAUACGUCAACAGAUCCUACAAUAUCUCAUUAUGUGUUUUGCAAUGGAACUGCUAUUGUUUCUCUUGAUUUUGUUCACGUUUCCGGAUAAACCUAAAGUACCAGCUAGCAGAUCGUCCAUUUUGAGAAUGACUCAAGAAUCUCCUUUUCUCAAAGCGAUCAAAGGGACACUAAGCAAUUUAGAAUUUUGGAAACUGUCUUUAGCGAAUGGACUUUGCUCAGGAAUAUCUGGACCAUGGCUAUCGCUUCUAACAAUAAUUUUCGCCCAAACAGGAAUUUCACAGAAAGAGACGGCACAACUAGGUUUUUGGACAAUUAUCUGCAGUUGCCUCAUGGGUUUGUCCGUAAGCAAAGCUUCAGAUCUCCGACCCGGGCAUAUAAAGACGAUCCUUAUUGUCCUAAUGGCGUUUUCCGAUUUUAUGUUCAUAUGGAUACUCCUUUUGACGACAAGAACGUUGGAAUUCAACAAAGGUACUUUUUCGAUAGUUGUAAUCGGCGGGCUGUCGGUUCUUUGGGCUUCACCGGCCCUCUACUACGAGCUGGCUGCCGAGGUCAAUUACCCGAUUUCCGAAGAAAUCACCGCCGGCUGCAUGAUGGCCAUAUCAAAUUUCUGCACAUGCUUGAUUUACGCAGAGCUUUACAUAUUUCCAAGAGCGAAUGUCGGCUGGAUGAAUUAUUGUAUGGUCGUCUUUGGACUCAUAGCUUUGUUUCUGUUAAUAUAUGUCAAAGGAAAUUACAAAAGAUUGGUCUUAGAUGUCGGAAAACAUUAAACACACAUCUUACCACGUCAGCGUUUUCUAGUUUAAUU